UAAUGAUCAUCCAUGAGAUGGCUUUUACAGGGCAUGUAAUGAUCAUCCAUGAGAUGGCUUCUACAGGUGAUGUAAUGAUCAUCCAUGAGAUGGCUUCUACAGGUCAUGUAAUGAUCAUCCAUGAGAUGGCUUCUACAGGUCAUGUAAUGAUCAUCCAUGAGAUGGCUUCUACAGGUAAUGUAAUGAUCAUCCAUGAGAUGGCUUCUACAGGGCAUGUAAUGAUCAUCCAUGAGAUGGCUUCUACAGGGCAUGUAAUGAUCAUCCAUGAGAUGGCUUCUAUAGGGCAUGUAAUGAUCAUCCAUGAGUUGGCUUUUACAGGUCAUGUAAUGAUCAUCCAUGAGAUGGCUUCUACAGGUGAUGUAAUGAUCAUCCAUGAGAUGGCUUUUACAGGUCAUGUAAUGAUCAUCCAUGAGAUGGCUUCUACAGAUAAUGUAAUGUAUAGACUACUGGUGCACAUAAGCUCAGCUAAGGAGGCACAGUGGCCAAAUGGUCAUCACUGAGGGUUGCCAACCAGAAAGCCUGUAAAAUGAGCUGCGAAUUACUGAAAACAAAAUAAAGAAUUUGCUCUUCUAAACACCUUUUUUCUUAUUUCUUUCUGUUGGCUCUCUGCAUCUCUGGUGGUUCCUCUUCCAUACUUGACUGUUGUAGAAGAGUCAUUAGAAAUGUAGUGGAAGGAGACCAGCCAACAGAGGAAUAGACCUGGCUAUAUUUAGAUGUCUUAUAGACUUUAAAUAAUUAUUCUAAAUUAUAGAACAUUGCAUGCCUUCUCUAUAGUCAUAUAUGUGAAAAAUGAAUCAACCUAAGGGAAAUAAAUCUGCAUAAAUCAGUGAUAGAGUAGUCCUUUGGUGUCCUGGUGGAUCAUCCACAUGGUAAGUGCUCUUUACUGUAAAGGCUCAAAAAAUAGUCUUUCACAUGAGCUGAUUCUUAUUAUUGAACUGAUUAAAAAAAGACCUAAGUGUGCUUCUAAACAUACCAAAUUUUCUAAUGUUUGUAAGAAACAAUACUGUAACAUGUUGACCCAGAGAGUAUCCAACUGCUAAUAAGACUGGGCCAUGCUUUAUCAGGGCUUUUUUGCCUUCCUCUGUAUUAACUGCAUAUACUAGCACACAAGAACUGCAACAAACCAAUUGGCUACUUUUGCUGCUUCUCCCUUCCCUUGUAGUCUGAUCUCUGCUAUACUUGGGCUGAAAAAGGCUGAUACCAAGUCAAAAUAGUGUAUUUACAAGGCUUGCAUUAUAUAAACACAUUUAAUGGUUUAAUGGUGUGUGUGUGUGUGUA
Messenger RNA from Rana temporaria (common frog), 1278 nucleotides. RefSeq lists its product as uncharacterized. The record is from RefSeq and is a predicted model, not a curated record. The transcript has 2 exons. Lineage: Eukaryota; Metazoa; Chordata; Amphibia; Anura; Ranidae. Bases 3 to 500 code for a protein of 165 amino acids.